Dioscorea cayenensis subsp. rotundata (Guinea yam) is the source of this 3024-nucleotide messenger RNA. RefSeq names its product sphingoid long-chain bases kinase 1. Gene Ontology annotation, molecular function: kinase activity. Gene Ontology annotation, cellular component: intracellular membrane-bounded organelle; membrane; cytoplasm. The record is from RefSeq and is a predicted model, not a curated record. The coding region runs from base 330 to 2594 and encodes 754 amino acids. Lineage: Eukaryota; Viridiplantae; Streptophyta; Magnoliopsida; Dioscoreales; Dioscoreaceae. Gene Ontology annotation, biological process: sphingosine biosynthetic process. The transcript has 10 exons.
UUCCUCUCUUCCUUCUCUUUUCCUCGUCGCCCCGGCCGGCCGCCGCCGCCGCCAUCGCUGUUGCCGUCGUCGCCGCCGCCGCCGACGUGCUCUUGCCUUGGGCCUCCACCGACUUCCCGUUCGUGUUUCGCGUCUGUUCUCGCUGAGCUCCGACCGCAGCGAGCUGUGGUUGUGAAUCUUAUCCGAACUUAAGCGCUUAGUUUCUGAGUUGGAUAAGAACGGUUGGAUCCCUUCAACUUCUUGUUGAAUAUUUCUCUGAGGUUCCACACUAUUAUGCUGAGUCUUCCUCAUGGGACCUGUGAAGUGAUGUCUCUUUUGGCCUGAAAGAGAUGCAGAAGGCCAUUUAUCAUCUACAAAAUACUGGUUCAUUGAAGGUUCUUCCUCAACAUGCUGGACGUCGUGCAAGUAAUAGACGCACACAAGUGGCAACUGGACAGCAAUCCUCUCCUACUGUAUUUCCAGAAAAACGAAGUAAAGUAAAAUCUUCAAGGCAAAAUGAUGUAAAUGUUGCCAAUGAAGAUCUCGAAAAAGGAAUGAAACAUGAGCAUAGAAUUGACAUUGGAAAUGAGCAGUCUGAUCUGUUGGGCUAUGAAGUUUUCUCUGGUAAACUUGCUCUUGAUAAAAAAUCUAAAAGACCAAAUACAGAGGAACAGACUGAACCAGGAACAUCCAAGCAUGAUAGCAUUGAUUCAAAACUCACAAGUAAAGCAUUGAUUUGGGGACCUCGCAUGCUUUGUCUUGAGGAUGUGAUAUCUGUAUCAUAUAAUGCCGGCCUUCGACAUUUCACUGUGCACUCAUACCCUAUCAUCAGGAAGUCUUGUUUUUUUAAGCCACGAAGAGAUCGUAAGGAUUUUCGUUUUGUUGCUACAAAUUCUGAGGAAGCUUUUCAGUGGGUUUCAGGUUUUGCGGACCAGCAAUGUUUCAUUAAUUGUUUGCCUCAUCCAAUGGUUUCAAGUAAGAAGCAACCAGUUGAUGUAGUAACAGAUGAUCCUCUCUUUGACCAACCACAUGUCAAAUCUAAAAGUCCUCCAAAAAUACUUGUGAUACUUAAUCCUCGUUCUGGACAUGGCCGAUCUAGUAAAGUUUUCCAUGGCAAAGUGGAACCUAUCUUUGAGCUUGCAGGUUUUAAGAUGGAAGUAGUUAAAACUACAUCUGCUGGUCAUGCUAAAACUCUUGCCUCAACUGUUGAUUUCAGCACAUGCCCAGAUGGAAUUGUGUGCGUUGGUGGUGAUGGAAUUGUCAAUGAGGUUCUCAAUGGCUUACUUAGUCGAAGUGAUCAGAAAGAAGCAAUUUCAAUUCCUAUUGGAGUAAUUCCAGCUGGUUCUGACAAUUCACUUGUCUGGACUGUCCUUGGAGUGAGAGAUCCAAUUUCAGCUGCAAUAGCUAUUGUGAAGGGAGGCCUAACAGCUACAGAUGUCUUUGCGGUUGAGUGGAUUCAAACUGGUGUUGUUCACUAUGGCACAACAGUUAGUUAUUUUGGUUUUCUCAGUGAUGUUCUCGAACUCUCUGAGAAAUAUCAGAAGCGAUUUGGUCCCCUUAGAUAUUUUGUGGCUGGUUUUCUUAAAUUUUUAUGCUUACCCAAGUAUAACUUUGACUUGGAAUAUCUUCCCAUCUCAAAGGAUAUAUCAGGCACUAAAGGAAAGGUUGUCGAUGAUGAUGAGAAGGUUGAUAUGUCUGACCUUUAUACUGAUAUAAUGCAGAGGCCAAACACAGAGGGUCUCCCCAGAGCUUCCAGUUUAUCUAGUAUUGAUUCAAUCAUGACCCCAAGUAGAAUGUCUGGUGGGGACUUUGACUUUUCUGGUAAUACACUUGCAAGCAGUGAGCCAUCUGAUUAUGUCCGAGGACUGGAUCCAAAAGCAAAACGUUUAUCCUUGGGUAGAAAUAAUAUGAUGCAAGAACCUGAAGAAGUUAUUCACCCCCAACCGAACCUGUCAACUACCCCUAACUGGCCAAGGACUAGAUCAAGGUCACGGACAGAGAAAGGUUGGGCUGGCUUGACUGCUGCAAAUGAUACCAGGUGUUCUUGGGCAGCUCCAACAAUGAAUGACAAAGAAGAUAUUUCCUCAACCAUGUCUGAUCCAGGUCCCAUCUGGGAUUCUGAACCAAAGUGGGAUACUGAGCCUACUUGGGAAACUGAGGACCCUAUUCAUUUUCCAGGACCUCCAGAUGAUAUUGAACAAGGUUUAAAGAAGGAACUUGUUCCAAGUUUGGAAGAGAAGUGGAUGGUUAAGAAGGGUCAGUUCCUUGGCAUAUUAGUGUGCAACCAUUCAUGCAAGACUGUGCAGAGUUUAAGUUCUCAGGUUGUUGCGCCAAAGGCUGUUCCUGAUGAUAACUGUUUAGACUUGCUUCUGGUCCAUGGAAGUGGUAGAAUGAGGCUGUUAAGAUUUUUUGUGCGCUUGCAAUUUGGGCGACAUCUUUCCCUUCCCUAUGUGGAAUAUGUCAAGGUGAAGGCUGCAAAGGUUAGGCCCGGUGCUAACAGUAACAACGGAUGCGGUAUUGAUGGAGAGUUGCUUCGUGUGAAUGGGCAAGUCAUGUGCUCUUUGCUGCCUGAACAAUGCCGGCUGAUUGGCCGUCCUGCCAGGGAAUGUAUAUAGGGGAAGCCAAGCCACCUCUAAACUUGGCAAGCUUUAUGAAAAUGUGCUUUGCUCUCACCCCCAAUAGAUACAUACAUUCAAUCCAGAGCACCAACAGUUUGAAUCAUGUCAUCUUCUUACCUAAGAUGUCCCUUUUGUUUGCGAGAGUCUUGUAUCUUAAUGCACCCUUCCCAGCAUCCAUGAGUGAUUCUUUUUUCUUUUUCUUUUUUGUUACCAUGUAUUGAUAUUCCACUUUUGCUGUUUGAUGCCUGCUGCUUUUCGGCCAAUUUGUUUCUAGGGUUUGGGGAUAUUUUGUUGAAGCCCUUAAAUUUCUACAUAUAAGCAUGUAAUAUAUAGAGCCGCUAAGUAACUCAUCUGAAUUGUGCUACCAAGUUAUUGUAAUAUACCUUGAUUCCGUUUCUGGUUGCCGCAGCCUUGAUAUGUUUGUCUA